Messenger RNA from Bolinopsis microptera, 662 nucleotides. RefSeq names its product small ribosomal subunit protein eS8-like. The coding region runs from base 12 to 629 and encodes 205 amino acids. NCBI's taxonomy places the organism in Eukaryota, Metazoa, Ctenophora, Tentaculata, Lobata, Bolinopsidae. Gene Ontology annotation, cellular component: cytosolic small ribosomal subunit; ribosome. Gene Ontology annotation, molecular function: structural constituent of ribosome. Gene Ontology annotation, biological process: maturation of SSU-rRNA from tricistronic rRNA transcript (SSU-rRNA, 5.8S rRNA, LSU-rRNA); translation. The record is from RefSeq and is a predicted model, not a curated record. The transcript has a single exon.
AUAUUUUAGACAUGGGUAUCUCAAGAGAUAGUGUGCACAAGCGCCGGAAGACGGGGGGAAAGAGGCCCAUCGUCCGUAAGAAGAGGAAGUUCGAACUUGGACGCCCCGCUGCCAACACUAAGAUGGGAACAAAGAGGAUCAGGCCUGUCAGGACCAUGGGAGGAAACAAAAAGUUCAGAGCUCUUAGACUCGAAACUGGAAACUUUGCCUGGGCCUCCGAGGGCUCCACCCGCAAAGCUAGGAUUAUGGACGUUGUGUACAAUGCCUCCAACAACGAACUGGUCAGAACAAAAACUCUUGUAAAGAACUGCAUUGUCCAGAUCGAUGCUACUCCUUUCAGACAAUGGUACGAAGCUCACUACGGAGUUACUGCUGGACGAAAGAAGAAGAACGAAGACAAGACCACCGUAGAAGAGGUCAAGAAAUCUAACCACGUACAGAGAAAAAUCGAUGCCAGAAAAGGAGAAUGCAAGAUCGGACAAUUAUUAGAUGAUCAGUUCAACACAGGACGUCUGUAUGCUUGUGUCGCUUCCAGACCCGGCCAAUCCGGCCGAUGUGAUGGUUACAUUCUCGAGGGAAGAGAGCUCGAGUUCUACCUUAAGAAGAUCAGAAUGAAGAAGUCCAAAUAAGCUUUUUAAAUAGUUUUUAUUUAUUGACUAAAA